UUUUAUACGAAAAUAAGAUUGUCAAUACAGCGGGAAUCAUGAAAAUCAAAAAAAGAUUUUUGUAAAAAAUAGCUCACUGUAAAAUUAAUUUUACUCUUAUUCUAAGCAGAUAAAUCAGGAAGUAUCAGCUGGACUUGUUGUCAUGGGUAUCCAAGGACUGUUACCAUUUCUGAAGAAGAUACAUGACCAUGUAAACAUUGCCAAGUUUUCUGGUUGUACAGUGGCUAUAGAUGCUUAUUGUUGGCUUCACAAGGGAGCUUUUUCAUGUGCUGAGAAAUUGGCCUUGGGAGAGAAAACAGACCAAUAUGUAUACUAUUGCAUGAAAUACUUGGAGUAUAUGUUAAAGAACAAUCUAAAACCCAUCAUGGUGUUUGAUGGAUGUCAUCUUCCCUCAAAGAAAGACGUAGAAAAAAACAGGAGAGAAAAGAGAAAUAUGUAUAAGAAAAAAGCAGCUCAGUUGUUAAGAGAAGGAAAUCGUGCAGAAGCAAGAGAAUGUUUACAGAGAUGUAUAGAUAUAAGUCCAGAAAUGGCUCUCAGACUUAUGGAGGUCUGCAGAGAAAGGGGUAUAGAUUGUAUAGUGGCACCCUAUGAGGCUGAUGCUCAAUUGGCUCUCCUGAGUAAAUCUGGUAUUGCUCAAAUUAUUGUUACAGAGGACUCAGAUUUAUUACUGUUUGGUUGUGAAAGAGUAAUAUUUAAAAUGGAUCACUUUGGUAAUGGAGUAAUGAUAGAAAAAUGUAGACUGAACGAAGUGAUGGAAAUACAGAAUGGUUUCUACACAUUUGAUAAGUUCCGGUAUAUGUGCAUUUUAUCUGGAUGUGAUUAUCUCCCUUCAUUGUCAGGCAUUGGAUUGGUUAAAGCUUGCAAAGUGUUUAAAUUAGCCAGACAAGCAGACCUUAAAACACUUUUGAAGAAGUUUCCCACCACCUAUUUAAAGAUGCCAUUGACCGUUAGUGAUGAAUAUAUAGAUGGUUUCAUUAAGGCUUACAAUACAUUUCUGUACCAACUUGUUUUUGACCCGUUAAAGAAAAGACUGGUUCCCCUACAUGAUUAUGAAGAUGGUAUAGAGCCCAGUGAUGUCACCUAUGCUGGACCAUAUAUACCACAAGAGAAAGCUCUGCAGAUUGCUUUGGGUAAUAUCAACAUUUAUUCAAUGGAGAAAUUUGCCAAUUUUAAUCCUGACAACUUUGUGCCAAAAAAAGCCAGUAAGAAGAAAUCAGAAAGUUUACACAUGCUGAGUAUAUGGAGCAAAAAUUACAGGAUCCGACCUAAAACUCACUUAACUGAGACACAGAAUAGACCAAAUCUGAAAGGAAAGGAAGUAGUCAUCAAAACUAAGAUACACAGACCAGAAAUUGUCAAACCUGCUGAUGAUAGCUUGGAAGUAAAAACUGACGGGGAACUGACUGGUAUGUACCAGAACUCACCAAAGAGGAAAUUAAAGGAGAUAAGUAGCAGUGAGGACGAACCAAGCCCUUGUAAAAGACAACGAAAAAACAGCGGUAGUGAAGAAGAACUCUCUCCUAAAAAGUACCAAAAGUUUACGAAAUCUCCACGAAAACCAGAAUUUUUCAGUUCUCUAGUUGAGGCAGAUGUUGAUUCAUCUGUGUGUGAUACUUCUGUUACUGAAGAGAAAAAUGAUAAAGAAAAUGAUAUUGUAUCUCCACGAAGAAAUAGAUUUGCUCUAGCGAGUCCUUCAAAGAAAACAAAAUUCAAUUUAAAUGCACCAAAGGCAAAGGAAGUUGUGAAAAGCAGGUUUUUUGCUUCAUCUUCUUCACCAAGAAUCAAAACUGAACCAAUUGCUGAAGACAUAAAAGUGGACCAGAAACUUGAAAAAUUAACCUCUGUUAAAUCUGACAUUGAAACAAAACAAGAAAUUAAGAACACUGUACCUCAACAUAAAAAAGACAAUUCUAAACCUUUAAAUAAAUCGGCUUUUAGUUGGAAUAGGUUUAAGUCAUCUUCUCAAAAUAGUAUAGAAUCUAGUCCUCAUUCUAGAAAUCCAUUUAAACAGGUUGAAUCGGAAAAACAAAAUAGCUCUUCACAGAAGAUUUCGUUAGAUCCAAUUCACAAAUCAUCAUCAGAGCCAUCAAUGUCACGAUUUGAUUCACAGAAAAGCUUAGAUAAUCUGAGUCAAGUCAGUUCCCAUAGCAACUUGUACAGCAUUGAUUCAGACUGUUUACCCAAACCUGAGGAUAUGGAUGACUUAAGUGAUUCUGAGUCUAGUGUUCACGGCAGUGAGACAAAUAACUCUAGUCAGAAUUUAGGCAGUCAAAAUAGUAGGCAGUCUUCAGGAAGACUGACAAAUAACUCUUGUCAGGAUAUAAGUAAUGAAGAGAAUUCCAAGUCUUCAGGAAGACAGAUAAAUAAAGUAGAUUCUUGUGAGAGAUUAAUAAGUCAAGUCAUUCCAGAAUGUCCAGAGGAAGAUGAUGAUGAUAUUAUUGUAGUAAAAACAGAACCAGGAACCAGUCCUCAGGAAUCCAAAGUGAAAGUAAAUAAGGUGCAGAAAGCUUCCACGAUGUCUGGUUGUCGUGUUUCUGGUUUAUCCAGGGGAAAGAAGAAGCUACCACCUGUUGAUAUAAAACAACAAAGUUUAAAGGAUAUGUUCAGUAAAUUCUCAAAUAAUAGAAAUGAUAAACCAAAGUUGAAGCAUGGAAAGAGUGAUGAAGACCUGAAUGCUACUCCUACCACAGACAAUAGUGUUUUAUCUUUGAAAGGUGGCAUACAACGUUGUUUACUGCCUUGAAUGCCACUCCUACCACAGACAAUAGUGUUUUAUCUUUGAAAGGUGGCGUACAACUUUGUUUACUGCCUUAAAUGCCACUCCUACCACAGACAAUAGUGUUUUAUCUUUGAAAGGUGGCGUACAACGUUGUUUACUGCCUUAAAUGCCACUCCUACCACAGACAAAAGUGUUUUA
Mytilus trossulus (common blue mussel) is the source of this 2917-nucleotide messenger RNA. Its product is annotated as exonuclease 1-like. Bases 143 to 2743 code for a protein of 866 amino acids. NCBI's taxonomy places the organism in Eukaryota, Metazoa, Mollusca, Bivalvia, Mytilida, Mytilidae. Gene Ontology annotation, molecular function: 5'-flap endonuclease activity; metal ion binding; DNA binding. The transcript has 14 exons. The record is from RefSeq and is a predicted model, not a curated record. Gene Ontology annotation, cellular component: nucleus. Gene Ontology annotation, biological process: DNA recombination; mismatch repair.